Geodia barretti is the source of this 627-nucleotide messenger RNA. NCBI's taxonomy places the organism in Eukaryota, Metazoa, Porifera, Demospongiae, Tetractinellida, Geodiidae. The record is from the annotation of a GenBank genome assembly.
CUGAACGUGAACGUGCCAAAGCAGUCACGAUCGGCAUGGAGGAUUUCCUGAUGUUGCUACGAAAAUUGGGUAUCAGGACGAUAAUGAUUGCGCUCGCGGCCUUGCUCCUGGCAGGGUUGGCAGCGUGCGGCAGUCCCAUCCGAGGAUGCUGGCGCCGACGGUGACGCAUCGAGCGGGGCUGCUACAACGGAUCAACCAGCCGACGGCGGCGGGUCGGCAGCCUCCGCCACCGUAGUGCCUCAGCAAACUGCCGGCGCUCCCAGUAGCACUGUAUUCACCGGCGGCAAAGUAACGCUGAUGAACGCGGUGUGGGCCAACGAGCUGUUUACUCCACGGGACGGCGUCGGCGAGACGGCCACCUACGGUCGGCAGAUGCACGCCUUCUGGAUCAACGGGAACGAGAAUGUUGAGAUGCUGCCGGGAGUCAUUACGGACUGGCAGGUAUCGGAAGACGGGUUGUCGUGGGACGUGACGUUGCGGGAAGGUAUUACCUUCCACAACGGCGACCCGCUAACCAUCGACGACGCGUUGUUCACCAUGGAGUUCGUUUUCGGCCCGGAGGCGAUUGAAACGUCGCUGAGCCCCGAGCGUACAAGCCGAGGCAGCGGACACGGAAAGUAUCGAAGC